CGCGAGUCUGGGUAAUGCCCAAUACUGCUGGGCGAUUUAGCCUUAAGCCUUCAAGUUGUCUGUUGCAGAACGAAUGUCAGCCUCGAGCAAGUUCUAUUACUGGUUUCUCUUCAAGCGUGCAACUUGUGUAGGUAUUUGCCUAGCCAACAUGCCCUGCACCGCCAGAAGGUUUUUUUUUUUUUUUUUUUUUUUUUUUUUUUUUUUUUUUUUAGCACAAUGCGGGUGGGUCAAAGGCAACUUUAUAAGUCAUGCUCUUUCGGAACGGAGGUCGACGGAGCUCCAAAAAAAUCUCCAGGUCAGACGCACUUGAUUAAGCGGUACAUUGUUCAGCGUGUAAUUAAAGCUUAUCUCAACUCGAAGAGGACUGCUCGGCGGAUGAGGAGGCACGGGAAAGAGCACACAAUUAAUUAGCCCCAAGGAGUGUGAGCUGAGGAAUCGGGAUUGGGCGCUCGGCAACGCGAGCAACAAAUUUAAUACAGCUGAAGUUGCAGGGUAGGCU
This is a messenger RNA of Thermothelomyces thermophilus ATCC 42464, 499 nucleotides long. RefSeq lists its product as uncharacterized. The record is from RefSeq and is a predicted model, not a curated record. Bases 149 to 310 code for a protein of 53 amino acids. NCBI's taxonomy places the organism in Eukaryota, Fungi, Ascomycota, Sordariomycetes, Sordariales, Chaetomiaceae. The transcript has a single exon.